This is a messenger RNA of Rotaria sp. Silwood2, 4061 nucleotides long. The record is from the annotation of a GenBank genome assembly. NCBI's taxonomy places the organism in Eukaryota, Metazoa, Rotifera, Eurotatoria, Philodinida, Philodinidae.
AUGGCUAAGCGGACUGUUCUGUUUUUGGUCGCUUCUGCAUCACUAUUUAUUUUGAUAAGCUUCGAUAUUCGUCCUAUUCCAUCUCUCCGUAGAAAGUCUGAUUCAAUAUUGAUCAAAAAUGAUCUUUCAUCUCAUUUCAAAUUUUCAUCCAAACCAUUCAAUAUCGCUAUAAUUGGAUCAUUUGGAUAUAUUGGUUCACGUUUAUUGCAUUAUUUACAGCAAACAGAAAAGUGGAAUAUCACUGGCUAUGAUCGAGUCUUUUCGGGGCAAGCCAGUUAUGAGAUCCUAACUGAGGAUCUUCAUGAGUUUCAAGUUGUUAUCUAUUUAGGUGGUUUAACUGAUCGUGCAAAAUGUCAAAGUCAUCCUAAUGAUGCCAAGCGGGAGAAUGUUAAAGACAUUUAUAACUUGGCCAAACGGAUGUUAGCAUCUCAGCUGUUGAUAUUUGCUUCUACAUCAGAGAUUGCAGAGGGAUAUGGUAUGGUUCCUAUGGACGAGAUGUCUCCUAUUCAAUCACAUCUAUUCGAUUCUUAUGUUGCCUCUAUGAUGCAUCGUGAAAAUACUCUUCGAGAACUGAGUUUCAAGUCCAUUAAUUCGCCUCGAAUGAUUGGUUUGCGCUUUGGUAUUGUCAUCGGUCUUUCUUAUAGUCAACGAAUUGAUGUUGGGCACAUGGCAUACGUUUGUCAAGCAUUUCUCGGUGGAAAGUUACACAUCGUUCAUCCACAAGCUUAUCGCAGCUUUUUGAGCAUGGACGAUUUACUACAAGCCAUAAAAGUUGUCAUCAAGAAUAAAAAGAGUGCUAAACGAUUCGACUUGUUUCAUCUUCAAUCUUUCUCAGCUAGCGUCUCAAAUGUGGUUAAUGCUAUUGCGCUUCGUUCAGGAGCUCAUGUGGUUAUAUCAGAUUAUUCUUUGAAUAAUGUCAAUCACGGAUUUUCCUUGAAUACUACAAAAUUUCGUACCACCUACCAGUUUGUUUUCAAUGGGAAUCAAGAUCAAAUUGUAUCUAGUUUGAUUGAUGAUGUACCACGACUAUGUGCUGGUAGACAAUCUCGUUUAGAUAAAGAGUCUGUUCCAUGCGUGGUGUGCGGCUCGCGUGAAAUGCAUAUAGUUUUAGACCUGCACAGCCAACCUCUUGCUAAUGAUUUUAGAAAACGAUUAGAUGAAGCGACAAAAUGUAAACGAUUCCCAUUAAGAUUAGUGCGAUGUCCAAAAUGUCACCACACACAACUAUCGUAUAUUGUUAAUCGAGCCUAUCUUUUCAGUCAUUAUCUGUAUCAGAGUGGUACAAGCAAAAGUAUUGAAACCUAUUUUGAAUGGUUGGCUGAGAAAAUUAUUGAUGAAAGUGGAAAAACAAAUGGAACCGUUUUGGAAAUAGCGAGCAAUGAUGGCAGCCAAUUAAGUAAAUUUAGCAGACGCGGAUGGAAAACUGUAGGCGUAGAUCCAGCCAAGAAUCUUGCUGCACUAGCGCGAACAAAGGGCCAUACUGUUUACGUUGGCUUUUGGGGUGCCGACAAAUUUCCUCUUCUGCCAUCUCCAGAAUCUUUGGAUGCUAUAGUUGCACAAAACGUACUUGCUCAUGUCGGCAAUCCUGUACAGUUUUUGCGUGCAUGCGCUGCUGUUAUGGGUACAACAACGCGACUGUACGUUCAAACAUCUCAGUGUGAAAUGUACGAAACUGGACAAUUUGAUACAGUUUAUCAUGAACAUGUGUCUUUCUUCACGGCUCAUUCCUUUAAAAAGAUUGCUAGCCUCGCCGGGCUACGUAUCAUACAUUUUGAAAUCACACCAAUCCAUGGACGUUCAUGUUUGGUCACAUUUGAACGGAUCAGAUUAUCAAGUUCUACUUUUGUUCCUACUUUUUAUAAAAAGCUUCCAUCGUCACUUUCGCUGGCAUUGCAGAAAGAACGUAAUCUUGGAUUAACUGAUGCUUGGUUUUAUAUCAAAUAUCAAGCACAAGCUCAUUCUAUGCGUCAAUGGAUUGUUGAUCAAUUGACAUAUCUUCAUGCUCAAGGUCAUAUCAUCGUUGGAUAUGGUGCUGCAGCUAAAGGUAUGGUCCUUCUGCGUUCCCUAUUGGAAAUGCCAAAUCAAACAUGGCAAUUUUCCUAUGUAGUUGAUGAUGCUCCUUUAAAACAAAAUACAUAUUGUCCUGGUACUUCUAUACCAGUGCGUCCGACGUCUGAAUUGACCAAACAUAGUUUAAUUACACCGCUAACAAUAGUUGUGUUUGCCUGGAAUUUUUGGGAAGAAAUUUUGAACAAAAUCCAGACAAAAACGUUAGGAAAAGGAAUCAAGAGUGUUUUUGCAAUACGUCCAUUUCCUCAACAACAACUAAUACAAAUCCAUUCAAACUGUAGUACGGUAGUUACACAAAACGCGUAUAGAUUAAUACCUUGGCCAUUCCCGUUUUCUUCUAUACGCAGACCUGUGCUACUUUUUUCAAACCUUAUCAAUGACGCAAUAUUUCUGUCUUCUUGGAUUCGUCAUCAUGCUUCUAUGUUUGAUAUAGCAAUUUUAACUGACUAUGAUACUACCAACAAAUCAUCAGAAAUUGUUCGAAACGAAGCUCCAAGCACUUGGAAAAUAAUAACGCCAUAUAACAAAGAAUUUUCUCCUCAACUACUCGAUAAAGAAAUCGAAUCUUACGCAAAAAUGUAUUCGAAAGCAUGGAAGAUUGUUCUCACCACUGAUGAACUCCUAGUGCACCCUAACCUUCGAGAAAUGCUGACUGAAAUCGAAUGCACAAGUAAUGUGAUGGCAUUACAUUUUCGUUCCUUAACAAUGAUAAGAAAUAACUCAAUACCGCUUGAUCCUUCGAGGUCGCUACUGAAUCAACAAACGCAAUACAUUUUAAACUCACCAAUUCAGAAAAAUGAUAAAUCUAAUAUACAAGAUUAUCGUGAUAUCCAUCGGUUUUCGUAUGUUAGACAUAUUAAUGGGCAACAAAGUAUUAAAGAGAGUGAGUGGCAAUGGAGUUCCAAUGGCUUUAUUGCUGACUAUCGAUACCUAUUCUCGCUUGAGCGAACAAAAGACAAACUUUCAAUUUCUUCAUCUAAAGUACAUAACGAUAGCAACGUGAAUGAGCAUAUACUUCGUAAUUCCAAUGUAACACAGUUGACACAGAACAAAGAAAAUAUCAGACUCAUAAAACUUGAUAAUCUUCAGAACAUUGGUGCCUCAUCCCAUGAGUUAAGAAUGGCACAUCGUGUGUGGCGAGAGAUGACAAGUAAUUGAGUCAUGAGAUCACAUUCGAUCAUUUGGGUUAGGAUGGGUUUGCUGAUGAAAGUAUUAGAUUAUUAAAAAAACCUCAUCAAAAAUCUGUUGAAUGGUUUAAAUAAAGGUUCGAAACACAUAUAUUACCUAGAAUUACCAUAUUUCAUAUCUUGAAUUCUGUAGACUCGAGCACUGAGUUACUGUCUGAAAGAUUUUUCUCACCACUUCGUGAGGGUGGGGUGUAGUUUUGCGUCUGGGUGAGAUGUGGGUAUUGAAGCUGCCGGCAGGCCCCUUUUUUCUGGUCUGGCCCUGGUCCAGUUCGCGUUGCUUGCAGGCCAGGCUAAAAUUUCCGAAGCAGCCUGCAGGACAAACUCGACCGCUUGAUACUUAUGGCUUUGCAAAUACCUAUAAUUCUACAACUGUGCAUUCAAAUAUCGUUCUAGGUUCAGUUGUAGGUGUGUCAAUUUAUAUUUAUUUUCAAUUUAAUUUAUGCAGAAAUUACAUGAUCAGAAAUAUUAAUUUCACACUAAUUGAAAUUAUCUUCUCUCAUAUUUUCAAUUUAAACAAAUACAAAUUAUCAGAAGUUAAUUUUUUUAAAUUCAAAUUAUAGAUCAAUUGAUAAAUCAUAGAUUUGAAUUAUUCGCACUGCGUAAUCCACUAAAAUUGAAAAUUAAACAAAGUUGUUCUAGUUUUUUUUAACCCUUUGAGGCCCAGUGGGAUAUAUAUUUCCCAUCUUGAGAAUUUUGAAAUCUUCGAGUUUUCGAGAAUCUUGGAGAAAUAUUUUCAAUAUAUGUUAGAAGCUAGCAGAGGUCCGUACAAGAUUGAUUGGAUAAUAGAGUGUAUAGAUGACAUUG